Molecule: messenger RNA, 1271 nt
Organism: Planococcus citri (citrus mealybug)
Lineage: Eukaryota; Metazoa; Arthropoda; Insecta; Hemiptera; Pseudococcidae
Exons: 6
Coding region: 115-1107 (330 amino acids)
Source: RefSeq, a predicted model, not a curated record
GGUAGGCUACACGUAGGUAGGUGACUUUUCAAAUCAUUUCGUUUUCAUUUCAAUCUCUUUGAAUUUUCAAGUCUGCUGGUUUGUUUGCGUUCCUUAUUUUUUUUUCGAUGCAAGAUGUUCAUAUUUUAUAGACUGCUUUUCGUUUUAAUAAUUAUUUUUUCGUUCGAAUCGGUUGAAAAUGAUUCGUAUUUGGAUACAAUUGUAAACUCUUUAGAGGAUAUUUUGAAAUUUUGUGUAGAAAAUAACCAUAUUUUAGAUAUUAAUUUGCUAUUCGGUGUGACAAUAGCAUCAGGGCAGUUACGUUUCAUAGAAGUGGCUAAUUUAGACAUGAAAACGUAUCAGAAAUUAAUUAAUAUUAAAAACAUGUGCGACGUUAUUAUAAAAAUGGCACAACGGCGAAAUAUAGCAAAUAUAAAUAAUGAUAAAACACAACAGAAAUUAUUCUCAACGGAUUUAUGGUCAUUCGACAUCGCGCCAUCUUGUUUACAAAACCAAACCGUAAGCAAAUGGGUUUCCAACGAAGUAAAACCGUUCGACUUUUCAAAUUCAUCCGCCUUCCAACCAGAAUAUGAAUCUUGCAUCCGGCAUCUGAUCGAAAAUUGCGAUAUUUCGAAACAAUGCGAGCAGCUUAUCUUGAACGAGAAUUCCGCUGAGUACGUCUUGACUCAUCAAAUCUUGUAUUUACUCGUCCUGAGGCGGCUCGUAUUUCAAAACUGGUGUUCAUUUGAGACCGACUCGGAAGCUUGGUUGGAAACAACAUCGUCUUGGUUGAACGAAAAAUGCUAUCAAAUUUACCACAAUGAAUUUCCUCAUUUAGACGACCAAGUCCGAUUACUCAAUAACACUGCUUUGACUGAUUUAUUCAUCGAACAAGUCGUGGUAUGUGGGUUACAAAGUUACGAGGAGUUCUUCCAGUUCAGAUUCAUCGAUAUCAUUCUAAAACAGAACAUUAGUGUCGUAGAUUUAUUCAAAACAACGAUGGAUGAUAGUAGCGGAAAUUGCUGCCACGAUGAAGAAAGAAUCCUCAGCUUGGUACAUCUGAUCAGCGUACGAAUCGCUGCAAUGGUACUUUACGUGAAGCAAAUCUCCAGAAAUUUCAUCUUGUAACUGAACGAGCACUACUUCUAAAUCAUAAAAAAUAUUAUCGAGAAAAACAGUUACUGAAUUAUUACUUCAUGCUAAUAAGGUACUUAAUAUGUUACCUACUUGAAAGUUGAAAGACUCACUUGAUUUUUUUUCUCUUAGAUCUAGUAAACAUUGAUGACUCAUUA